Molecule: messenger RNA, 1102 nt
Organism: Diachasma alloeum
Lineage: Eukaryota; Metazoa; Arthropoda; Insecta; Hymenoptera; Braconidae
Exons: 2
Coding region: 4-636 (210 amino acids)
Source: RefSeq, a predicted model, not a curated record
UUGAUGCUUGAACAACACGUGAACAUCCUACAGAAGAAGUGUGAGGAAUUAUCAUCAAAGCAGUCUUCAGCAACUUGUAAGGAUAUUUCUCCUUACCAUCAGACAGAAUCUCUAUCGAUGGAGGGAGUAAGACUGACGUAUCGGUUUGAUGAUGUUCGUGGAGAAUUUCAAAAGCUGGAAGCAGAAUCCGAGAGAGCCAUGAAGAUAGGAGGGGAUGUUCAUGAAACAAAUAAAGAAGAACUUGAUGGUAAAUCGAUUAAAGAUACUCCAUCUGUCGGGGUCGUCGAGGACCUUGAGAAAAUAGAUCCAAAGCAGCCACGAAAACCGAUUCUCCUCAUCAGGGUGGCGGAUAAUUAUUUCGUUCUACCAUCAAACCCAAAAUUCUUCACCAUCGAUUGGGAAAAUGAGUAUACACGUAAUGCACCUCACAAGUAUGUCUGCAAUAGGUGUCAAGUGGUUGAACAGUUUAAAACGAAAAUGGAGGAUCAUGUGUGGGUUAAACACUAUUACGAAUGUUAUAAGUGUCCUACAUGUUAUAUUCAUCGUCCAUCGUCACUGCAAUCGAGAUACAGCAUCAGACGGCACGUCAAACAAUUUCACCCCCAUUUGUUUAAGUGUAGAGAAAGUAAACAAUAGCUUCAGUUAUUGAUUUUGUAUCUGCAUCAACCAUUGGGGGAUGUCGACGAAUCCUUGAAAACAUUAUAUUUUUUCGAGCAAAGUUUGAACAUGCUCUACACAGAUUUUGAUCAAAAAAUAUUGUAGUAGAAAAAUGGUACGAGUUUACUGCAAGGUAAUUUUUUUUGCAAUAUCUCGGAAUUAUAGAAGAAUAGCCAAAUAAUUUUGAGAAUCUGUUUUCAUGAAGUAGGUAAGACUAAGCUAUAAAAAAAUGUCCAUUAAGAUUUUGUUUCGUCAAGAUGAAUUUUUAAAACUAAUGUAAUAAUAGAAUUGGCUCUUCUUGCUGUUUUCUUACGUUACUGAAGGUUUUAACCAUAUGCUAGGGGAUAUGAAGUCUAAUAAUUUUAUCUUCAACUAUAAGUGUUGUAGACUUUGGAAAUGCAAACAAACGUUCUAUUUAGUAGAUAUUUUUAUCAUUGUUAUUUUU